AUGAUCAGUCGAAAUAUAGUUAGAAAAAUCAUUCAGGAAGUAGAUUUUAAUGGAAGAACUGGAAGUGAAGGUUCGCAUUUAGCGGCUGUCUCAAAAAGUCAACGUCGGAAAUAUUUAAAUGGUAAAAAUGGACCGAAAUUACAGCGUGUAGCUGCGGCUAUAGAAAUUCAAAGAGCAUGGAGAGGAUAUCAAUUAAGAUGUAAAUGGUUUGCAGCAUUAAAUAUUCGCUUAAGCAUGAUCGCCAAUUCUACUUAUAGCCGAUCGGCACAUAGUCGAUUAGCGGAUCUAGAAUCCCUAGUAUCAGCCAGUACCACCUCCGAAGGGUCCAAGACAUCAGCUCGCUUAAGGCUUGAAAUUUACUAUAAUUGGUUCCAGGAAGAACACUCCAAAUCAAAUAUUGAAACAUUUGAGAAUUUUUGCGCAAUGAUAAUCCAACAAUGGUGGCGUAAUAAGCAUGGAUAUGAUAAAACUGGCCGUUACAUAGAAGACGAUGAUAGAUCAAGUGUUACAGGAAGUUCUUAUUCGUACUCUUAUUCCUCCUAUUCCGAAAGUGCAUCUCGUCGUUCUCGACAUACACAUACAUCAUCUCAUUAUGACAAAAAUAGUCCAUCUGAUGAAAUCAAAGGAUCUACUACUGUUCCAUCCAAAAGCCGUUCCAGAAGUCCAUCUGUUGUGAUUAAAGGAUCAACGACAAUUCGGUCGAAGGGCCACUCAAAUCGUUCUAGCAGGAAACCAUCACCAGCUCCAUUUCUAUGUGAUAAACAGGCAUCAUACAGUACUACAACAAGUCCUGAUCCAAGUAUUAGUCCAGAUCGAAGAUCAUCUAAUUAUAACUAUCAACCCGUUCAGCCUGUUGUCAUUCGCACAAAACCUGUUAGAACUAUGCUCGUUGAAGAUGCAUGCGAAAUUAUACAACGAGCAUGGCGAAGUUACUUGGAUCGCCGUGUCUAUCGCUACUAUCGUAAAUUGAUCAGUUUUAAACUAUCCGGCGAUCCAGCCAAAUUACUACGGUGUAUUAACCCACAGGAGUCGAAAUUACUCGAUGCAGCAUCUGGAAGCCAUGUCAAGUUUAGACUUGGAGGGGAAACAUUUCCGCCAACAAUCUAUUAUAAGAUUUAUACACAUCGCAAUGUAGCUGAUAUUUGCUCGACCGCACCGCGAGAUUAUACAAAAAUGGCAAAUAGGAAGCUAACAGCCAAACAGGCCAAUAAUAGAAAUGCCAUCAUUCAACGAGAUGAUAAAAGGGGUUGGUAUCGAAGACAUGAAAAUAAUGGCUGGCGUUCUAUUUCUGAAAAACCUUUCCAACAUUUUACUGGAGAUGAUAUAACUUAUACUACAAGCCAAAAACAAAUUAAUUUUUCUCAUACUAAGCUGCUAAGGAGGCAAGAUCUCGAGAGAAAAAAGAAAUUAAAGAAAUUAGAAUGGUUCCAUAAAAUGUAUAAUCAGGGUAAACAGGCCCUCGAAGAAACCUUGGAAGGAGGCGAUAUUGAAGAUUCCUUAGAUGUUGAGGAAUUAAUUCGUUGGACAAACAACUUGAAUUACGACCAAUAUUUAAACGAUUGGCAAAUUGCUGCUACAAGUGGGCCAUCAGACAAAAAUGCGAUAUUAUCAUAA
Trichoplax adhaerens is the source of this 1614-nucleotide messenger RNA. RefSeq lists its product as uncharacterized. The coding region runs from base 1 to 1614 and encodes 537 amino acids. The transcript has 14 exons. NCBI's taxonomy places the organism in Eukaryota, Metazoa, Placozoa, Uniplacotomia, Trichoplacea, Trichoplacidae. The record is from RefSeq and is a predicted model, not a curated record. Gene Ontology annotation, molecular function: protein binding.